This is a messenger RNA of Aplosporella prunicola CBS 121167, 537 nucleotides long. RefSeq lists its product as uncharacterized. Lineage: Eukaryota; Fungi; Ascomycota; Dothideomycetes; Botryosphaeriales; Aplosporellaceae. The record is from RefSeq and is a predicted model, not a curated record. Bases 1 to 537 code for a protein of 178 amino acids. The transcript has a single exon.
AUGGACGGGCAGCAGGGCGAGGAAGCGGUAGCUGUUUCGCAUUUCUGCCUGGGUUUUGCCAGUCCGCUUUCUUCCUUCUCGGCAGCUUCAUUAUCAUAUCGCUUACUCGACCCAAUCUCCACAGACAAACACACACGCACGCACGGGGCACACGCACACGAAAACGCGUACCAACAUCCCUCAAGCCACAGACUAGACGCACCAACCUACACCCGGAGACGCGAAGACGGUUGCCCACGCGCGCCUAUGAACAGAGGAGGCGGCGGUAUUCCACGGACGCAAGCGAGUGUACUGCUAAUUGCCAGAGGAGAAGCCGUGUUCAACAAGAUUAAGGAUAAUACGGAACCGGCUAUUGCGGUGCAGGAGAUACUAGAUGGAAGAGCGGAGGGCGGCAGAAGAGGCGCCCGUGGAGAUGAAGGGAGCGGGGCUUACUGCGAGCAAAGAGUACAAAUUGAAAGGGAGAGCGUGUGGCUUUGUCUGGUUGUCGAGGACUUCGUUCUGUGCUUAGGGGACAAAGGGCGCAUUGUUUAUAGAUGA